Messenger RNA from Limulus polyphemus (Atlantic horseshoe crab), 1167 nucleotides. RefSeq lists its product as uncharacterized. The transcript is spliced from 3 exons. The annotation marks the transcript as partial. NCBI's taxonomy places the organism in Eukaryota, Metazoa, Arthropoda, Merostomata, Xiphosura, Limulidae. The record is from RefSeq and is a predicted model, not a curated record.
AGCUCAGUGGCGGAGGCGUUGCAGGUGUCAUCAUAGCGGUGUUGAUCCUGGUGGCUUUAGCAGCCUUGGUUUACUUUAUAUACAAAAAGAGGCGAAUGCCUGGUUUUGCAUUUGCAAGGUUCGAAUCUGAGCGAGGUAGAGUAGAGUUGGAAUUAGGAACGACUCCUCAUGAAGUUUUGGAUCCUGCAGAGCUAGUGUCCUCUAGUGGGAAAAAAUUGACGUCAUUUGUAAAUCCGAUGUUUGAAUCCUCUGCAGCCUGCUUUUAUGGGAAGGAUGAACCUGAAGAGUUUAAAACACCAGAAGGCGAGCAAAGUGGCCUUGAAAAUCCUAUGUACCUCAUUGAUAACGAUGUGGAAACAAUCAAAUAGCAAUCAUGUGUUUUGAUUAACUAUAUCCAUUUUAUUUUGUGUAAGAAACAAAUUCAAAUAUACAGUUAACUAUUAAAGUUUAAUUAAAGUAAUCAUUACAUAUCUUUUAUUGCUAAAAUUCAGUAAAAGUAAAUAUAACUAAAAUAUUUGGUGAUCCAUCUUAUUCUGUAAGUUUCAUGAUAUGCGUUAGUCAACAUUUAGAUGAAUUAUUAGGACUAUUCACCAUUACAACAUAUUUUUUCAAGAUUUCAUACUUCAAGCCGCAAAACAGAUUACAGGUUUCGAUUAUACUCUUAAGAGUGUCAAAAGUCCUAAGAAAAAUAAAGUUUUAACAGCGAAGGUGAUUCAACUAAAUGAUGAUUUUCAUGUUAGAUAUCGUCAAAUUUCAGAACAGACUGUUAUUCCUCUGUAAUAUAUGCUUUAUUCUAAUGAUUUAGUUAGUUUAGUAUAGCUGUGUAAUUGUUUAUAUAGCUUAAUUACGUUUGCUCGUGCAUUAAUUCAAAGACACGAGAAAACAAAACAUAGUUAAAUUCUAUGGAAUGAAAUUUAAAUAUUUCAAUCGUGAUUUUUUUUCUUAAGUUUAAAUCCAUUCUAGAACAAAGGAAUAUACAACUGUUAUAUUAUUUUGAUGUAUUCUAAAGUGAACAAGAUGAGAUGUUUGUUACCUCACUAGAAGGCAGCUCCAAACUAACUUUUGUUGAGGAAAGUUAGUGUCACUUUAUUAGUUAGUUCAUAUACUGGCCAAAUAUUUCUUCUGUUCAUAAUAAAGUACUUUGCUUCAAUGUCAUUAACAAAAUAA